AGGAGGUGAAACCCUCAGCAGGACGCAGCCUACGCCUCCUUCCUCUUCAAUAAGCUCCAGCGGCUGCAGUGUCCUCGCCGCGGCCGCCAUGCUUCUGUCGACGCUCGCUGUGACGUGUGCGGCGCCUCCUUCCACCAGCUGAGACGCCUCGCUCUGCGCCGCGCUCUGGGCAUCGGCCGCGAGAUGACGCCUCGCCCUGCUGCGGCCCCGCCCCACGCCGGCCCCGCCCGGCCGGCCUCAGACGAGCUGCCGCCGAAGCAGCAGAGGUGGUCAUAUGACGAGCAGCAGGGGGGCGGGGCCCUGUGGGGGUGGGGUGGAGUCCAGAGCACCUACCUGGGCGGGGGCGGAGCCAAAGGUCUGGCCACGGUCACGCCCCUCCCCCUGAGCGCUCAGCACCACCUGGAGGGCGUGUGGAGGGUCUCCUGCUGCACGCCAGCACGCCUGCACAGUACGGUUCUGACUUCAGACGGAGAUCAUGUGACCCUGAAGACUUCGACUCAGGACGUCAGACCAGCCGCUCACAGCGUCGCCACCCAAACCAGCCAACCGCCGUCUGCCGCCGCCGCCUUCUUCAUCAGGGCGGCUCAGAAGCUCAGUCUGUCCCGCAGGAAGAAGUCCCAGUCGGGCCCCGGGGCCACCUCGCCCGUUGAGUCCCCGGGGCCCCUGCUGUACACCGGAGGCUUCAGCGGGGCCCUGCAGCUGUCCCCGCCCGCCGUACCACCAUGUCUCCUCCGGGCCGGGUCAAAGGUCAAGGACACGCCAGGGAUAGGGAAGGUCCGAGUCAUGGUCCGGAUCUGUUCAGUCCACAGCAGCGAGUCCUCAGAGUCCAUGUCCCUCCUCAAGGUGGACGGCAGGAAGAAGCUGCUGACUCUGUGCGAGACGUCGACCGGAGGACAAAGCGCCGCCGCCCAGAGACGAUCCGCCGCCGCCGCUCCAAAGACCUUCACCUUCGACGCCAUCUUCUCCCAGGAUGCAUCACAGGCUGAGGUGUGUUCGGGGACGGUGGCUGACGUCAUCCAGUCGGUGGUGAACGGAGCCGACGGCUGCAUCUUCUGCUACGGACACGCUAACCUGGGUAAGACGUACACCAUGAUUGGGCGGGACUGCUCCACACAGAGUCUGGGCGUGGCCCCGACAGCCAUCUCGUGGCUCUUUAAGGUGAUCGAGGAGCGGCGGGAAAAGUCCGGCGCUCGGUUCUCCGUCAGAGUGUCCGCCGUGGAGAUCUCCGGCCGGGAGGAGAUGCUCAGCGACCUCCUGGCUGAACUGUCCUCCUCCUGCUCAGCGGGGGGCCAGCAGGAGGCCUCGGGCCCCGCAGUGUCUCUGAGAGAAGACCCCCUCUGUGGAUCGCAGCUGCAGAACCAGACGGAGCUGCGGGCCACCAGUGCCGAGCGAGCGGCGUUCUUCCUGGACGCCGCGCUGGCAGCGAGGAGGAGCAGCUGGGCGCCGAGCGACCAGGAGGCCCGCAGGAACUCGCACUUCCUGUUCACCCUGCACCUGAACCAGGAGAGGCUGGACAAGAGCAGCAAGGCUGCAGUGUCCGGGCGGAGCCGUCUCCACCUGUUGGACCUGGGCAGCUGUGAGACAGACAUCAGCAGGACCAGAGAGGGGGGCGGAGCUCAGUGUUUGUCUCUGUCCGCGCUCGGGAACGUCGUCCUCGCCCUCGCCAACGGAGCCAAGCACGUCCCCUAUAGGGACAGUAAGCUCACCAUGCUGCUCGGCCAAUCCCUCGGAAACAUCAACUGUCGAACCACCAUGAUCGCCCACAUCUCCGACUCCCCCGCCAACUACAUGGAGACGCUGACCACGCUGCAGCUGGCCGCCCGCGUCCACCGCAUGAGGAAGAAGAAGUGCAAGUACGCCUCCAGCUCGUCCGGAGGGGAGAGCUCCUGCGAGGAGGGCCCGUCCCAUCGGCCCCCUCAUCUUCGGCCCUUCCACCCUCGCACCGUGGCCCUCGACCCGGACACGCCCCUGCUGCUCUCCAGCGACCCCGACUACUCCUCCAGCAGCGAACACUCCUGCGACACCGUCAUCUACGUCGGGCCCGGUGGGGCCGCCGUCUCGGACCGAGAGCUGAGCGACAACGAGGGGCCGCCUUCCUUCGUCCCCAUCAUCCCGUCACUGAACAAAAAGCGAAUUAAAGACGCCCCCAGGUCUGACGGAGACCACUUUAAGUGCAACACGUUUGCGGAGCUGCAGGAGCGACUGGACUGCAUCGAUGGCAGCGAGGGUCCGGCCAUGUUCAGCUCUGAGGCCAAAGCAGCAGCGUUCAGGACUGGAGCUGCGAAACCCACAGAGGCAACGUCUCCGCCCAGAUCCGACCAGAACUCCUCCCGCGGGAUAUUAGAAAGCACACCAACCACAAGCACAAACAAACCAGAUCAGGAACAGUCCAGAGGCCCUUCAGCUAGCGGCCUCACGGACGCUUCCAAACGGACGAGUGCAGACGGGGAGAAACUUUCAGCUGCCGCUAUUCAGCCCUUUGCGGUAAAACAAGGAGGGCCUUCCUGCCAGGCCUCAGAGCCCGUGGUGAGAGAGAAGGUCUACCUCAGAGGAGGCGUCCCCAAGCCGUCAGCCUCGCCGUCCUUACCCAGGAUGUCCAGAGCAGCGUCUCAGCCUGGGGAGCCCGCAGGCAGGACCCCUCCAGUGGGAAUGAGUCAACCACUGGGGUCCCCCAACAUGGAGAGGGCCCACAGUCUGCGGGCCGCUCUGUUGGGAAGAGGCCUGGACACGGACUUUCUAAGGACGACCGUCACUCUGCAGCAGCCCGUGGAGCUGAACGGCGAGGACGAGCUGGUCUUCACAGUCGUGGAGGAGCUUCCACACGGCCUCGUCCCGGACAACGGCCGCCCCUCCAACCUCCUCCGCUUCAACACUCUGCAGACCCCCGGCUCCCGGCCUGUGAGCAUCAUCAGCAGCAUCAACGACGAGUACGACGCCUACACGUGUCAGCAGGGAGCUGCGGGGCCCGGGGUGGAUGUUGGCACUGAAUGCCAGGAAGUGCCCUUACCCCAACAUUGCAAAAAGCACUCAACGGACUCGUGCCCAAGUGAAGCGACUGCUGAUUCAGCUGAGGGUGAAUUUUCAACCAGCAGGCUUUACAUGAGGGACAAAACUCUGUCUUCAGAGAGUUCGUCCAUGCUAACCUUGCCGAGUAUGCCCCAUAAACAGACGUUCCUGCAGCACGGCAUCAAGAGCUCCCUGAACGACAGCGGCGUCUGUUUCUCUGAGCUGGACAGCGACCCUGCUACUCCAAACAAACCCGCUCUUACCAAACGCCCCUCCUCCCCCGACUCGACCAAAGCCUCACCCAAAGGCUCUGUCAAGGUGAGAGCCAGCGCUCCAAACACUCCAGUGUCCGCCCCCCACGCCGCCCAUUCCAGUCUUCCCAGGAAAAACAAGCCUACCUCGUCGUCAGCUGCCGGCUGCAGCAGACCGGAGGGCAGACAUGAGGACUUUUUGCUUCAGGGAAGCAGCCAGUUUGAUCCCAGAGGGGUUGAGUUCCUCUCUGCAGGUAAGCCACCAAGAUGUGGCGUGAGUAGUGUUUCCUCUAAGAGGCCUGGAGGGAAUAGUAACAGCGUACCUCGCCCCCCAAAGACACAGAUGUCUUCAGCUCAAAGGGUCGUGGAUGGAUGUGAGAAGUCCAGCAGCCGGAGAGGAGACACUCUGAUCAAGCUGCCACGACUCACUCGAGGCGCAACGACUCUGGGAACCGUCUCCGUUCCUCAGAGCUCUGAACUGAAGUGGGGUCAUGAGGGCGCUUCAGUGACAAGUACACUGAGGUUUUCAUCUCUGGGAAAAAAGUCAAACGGGCAGAAAAGCAGCGUGAUCUCCAAGUCUGGGUCUGGAAACAUCUCCCCUCCCGCUCCGCCCAUCAGACAGUCAAGCCAAGAACAAAAGACAAGGACUGCACCAUCUCCAAGUGCCUUAAAAACGAGCAGCGACACCGGGAAGUUCCCUAAAACGUCCACCUCAGAGGAAGAAUUUAACGUCAGGCUGCGGGCGGAGUCAUUCAGCCACAGGACAUCUAGUCUGAAGACUGAACAAGGCUCUGUGAGGACGUCUUCCAGCCCGAAGACACGAGGGAUGAGAGCUGAGUCUUCCAGGUACUUUGGGAGUCUGAUGUCUCUGGAGACAGCUGGGUCCAAGCCUGAACCGUCCAGUGGAGCUACUUUAGGAGGCAGAUCCAACAGAUCAGUGCCGAGACUCGGGGUUCCAGCCUCCACCGUCUCAUCUGCGUCCCAGCCGCCUCCUGCUGUGUUUGCUCAAAGUAAACUGGUGCAGGUCAAAGGCAGCAGCAGCUCCCGGACAGCGUUCUCUGCUGGAUCCAAGGUUCGGACUCUUUCUGCCAGCAGCUCCAAAACUCUGAGCUCUCCAAAACCUCCUGAGAACGCAGCUGGACGCAGCCCGUCUCCAACCGGCAAGUCCCCGGCUCGGACAGGAGCCAAGGCGGGGAGAGGCACCGUCAUGGGCACAAAGCAGGCCAUCAGCAGGGCCGCCAACAGCCGGGUCAGCGAGCUCGCCACCGGCAGCCAAAGGAAGCAGCUCAGCAGGAGCCCCGGAGGAACAGGAAGCGACGGCACCGACAGCGGGACAAGCAGCGUCAGCGGGUCGCCGAUCAACACGCCGCUGCCAUCACCGUACAGCAAGAUCACCGCGCCUCGCAGGCCGCAGCGCUACAGCAGCGGGCACGGCAGCGACAACAGCAGCAUCCUGAGUGGGGAGCUGCCGCCCGCCAUGGGCCGCACCGCCCUGUUCUACCACAGCGGGGGCAGCAGCGGCUACGAGAGCAUGAUCCGGGACAGCGAGACCACCGGCAGCACCUCCUCGGCCCAUGACUCCAUGAGCGAGAGCGGAGCGUCCUCGUCCAACAGAAGCAGAGUGUCCAAAUCUCCCAAAAAGAGAGGAAACGGUUUCCUGCGGCGGCGGCUGAUCCCGGCUCCCCUCCCGGACACUUCCUCUCUGGGCAGGAAGGUCGGAGGUCAGUGGGUGGACCUGCCCCCGCUGGGCGGCGCCCUGAAGGAGCCCUUCGAGAUAAAGGUGUACGAGAUCGACGACGUGGAGCGCCUGCAGAGGAGGAGGGAGGUGGUGACGGGGUCAGAGCCGUUCCACGACGUCGAGAAGGGUCUGCUCUACUUUAACGCCCGGCUCAGGAUGCUGGAGAAGCGGCAGCAGCAGAUCAGAGAGCUGAAGAGCAAACACGAGCGGCUGAAGGCGGAGCUGGAGGAGGCCAAGAGCCGGCUGAUGCUCCACCCGGGCAAGUGGAGCGGAGACUUCGACGUGGACCAGGACCUGGACCGGGAGUCCCAGGAGUACCUGGAGGCUCUGGCUCAGGUCACGGCGGAGCUGGAGUACUGUGUCAACCUCUGCAAGUCCCGCGUCAUGAUGGAGACCUGCUUCGACAUUGCCGUGACGGCGGCCGCGGCGGCGCAGGGAGGACAGCCGGAGGUGGAGGUGUGAGAGGAGAGACGGGCGUGGAUUCAUUCAGAGAGCUGGAUACUGCAUCAGCCCGCAUCUUUGGAUGCUCAUGGUACCGCAACAAAAAUAUUCCCCAGAUCAGAACAGCAUUAAGUUUUGCACAAAUCUGUAAUGGAAACCCGCCUACUCACUCCUAUAAACUCACUGAGCAACUUUCUUGGAGUCAAAGUCUUGAAGUGCAGUAUCCAGUUCUGAUAACACAUUUAUUGUGACCAGUGGGAGAAAGAGGAGAGUCUCUGAAGGCUGAUAAUGAAGGCCAUGAUUUAUUGUUCUGAGGGUAAAAUUCUUCUUUCAGGACGCUACAGAAAAACUCCGACAUCAUUUAUUAUCAGCGGACAAACAUCCGACAGUGUCGUUCAUUCAUUCAUGAGGUCGAACCUCCGAAAACUCAAAUGAGAGCGAAAGAAGCAGAACGUCUGCAGAGCUCCUGUAGGAACAAACUGCACGUAAAAACAGAACGUGUCGGUGACGACUGACAGACAGAAAAUCACACUUUUCUGGAUUUUAUUUCCCUCGCAGACGGACGUUUGUCCUCUGUGGAGACACAGCAGAUUAGAUUAGUGAAGAUGAACAGAUCUCUAAAAGGAUGAAAGCUCUGGAAGUGCCUU
This is a messenger RNA of Plectropomus leopardus (leopard coralgrouper), 6083 nucleotides long. The record is from RefSeq and is a predicted model, not a curated record. NCBI's taxonomy places the organism in Eukaryota, Metazoa, Chordata, Actinopteri, Perciformes, Serranidae.